Messenger RNA from Labeo rohita (rohu), 1731 nucleotides. RefSeq names its product integrin alpha-X. Gene Ontology annotation, molecular function: integrin binding. Gene Ontology annotation, biological process: cell-matrix adhesion; integrin-mediated signaling pathway; cell-cell adhesion. Bases 49 to 1167 code for a protein of 372 amino acids. The transcript is spliced from 12 exons. The record is from RefSeq and is a predicted model, not a curated record. Lineage: Eukaryota; Metazoa; Chordata; Actinopteri; Cypriniformes; Cyprinidae. Gene Ontology annotation, cellular component: integrin complex; external side of plasma membrane.
UUUGAGAUAAAUUGUGGACGUGAUGACAUUUGCAUUGAUGAUCUCAGGAUGGAUUUCAAUUUCUCUGGAUCUACAAAUAUAGAGGUUGGCAUCAUGCAGGAAAUCAACAUGACAGUGUUUGUAGAGAACAGGGGAGAAAACUCAUACAACACAUUCUUCACCCUCAGCUACCCCUUUGGACUUUCCUACAGGAGAAUCAUAUCUAAACAGGGUAGAGUGGAGUGUGUGUCUCUUGACAGUGAGCAAAAAGGUUUAUUUGGAGAGACCACCUGCCACAUCAGCAAACCCAUCCUCAAGGGAAACUCUAAGGCUGUGUUUCAUAUUACAUACAGCAUUAACAAAGAAAGCACCUUUGAUCAAAAAGUCACAUUUACUGCUAGAAUCAACAGUGGGAAUGAUCAACACUCUCAUACCAGUGAAUUUUUCAGAGAGAAAAGCAUUGGUGUAAAAUAUGCCAUCUAUAUUGCCUUAAUAAGACAUGAAGAUUCAACCCUCCACAUUAAUUUUACUGCACAGAAAAAUGAAACUGAUAAACCAGUCAAACAGAUACUAAAGGUUGAAAAUGACUUUAGAGAGCUAAGUUUCAAAGUUUUCAUCAGAGUACCAGUGGUGUUGGGAGAUAAAUCAAUCUGGACUAAUAAAAACAUACAGAUUCCAGGCUGUGUGAAACAGAGGGAUUUGCGGCCUGCCAUAACUAAUUUUGUCGAAGUAAUUAAAAGGGAUCGUAUGGUGAACUGCUCUGUGGCGGCGUGUGCCGAAUUCAGCUGUGACGACACUCUCACAAAGAAUGAAAGGAAAUUUUAUAAUAUAACUGGCAAUGUGAGCUCUGGAUGGAUUGAGCAGACUGGACUCAGAGCUGCUGUUUUUCAGCUGGUCAGUUCAGCAUCUCUGGAUUAUGACAAGAGCAAAUAUGUUUUCUUUUCUUCUGACUCUCAACAAACUGCACCGUCUGUUCAGAUUAAUACUCAAGUGGAGGUGUAUGAGGAGGUGAAUCUGACUAAAGAGAUCGCUGGAGGUGUAAUAGGAGGACUGCUGCUACUGGCUCUCAUCACAGCAGCCCUAUAUAAGGCUGGUUUCUUCAAAAGCCAGUACAAGCAGCUGCUAGAGAAUGCAGAACAAAGCCCUGAAGAGGGGCCAAUCACACAACAGACAAAUAAAGAAAAAUAACCAACCCCUUUAGAUUAGCCACAAUAGUGGUGUUUUAAAGAUUCAAUUGUGGCUUUACAUGCAAGUGAAACUGCCUUCCAGAACCAACUUUAUCAAUAAGUUAUACUGCUUGUAUAUUAAUCAUAAGCUUUCCAUUAACAAACUCUGUAAUGCCAUAAUUAAAUAAAAGGACCUGCUGCAUAGUUAAAAGUACUGAUGAUUUAAAUGGAGGAGAAACAACUACAACCACUGGCACUUCAAGUUCUGUUAUGACUAAAACAGGGAAGUUUGCAUUGUGUAAUUUCAGUGCACUUAGCAAACAAAACAGCAAAAAUAAAGAGUAGUUUAUGACCAAUGAAAACUUUAUAAUCAUCUGCAGGUUAAGUUUGUGCUUGACUGGUUUGAGUGUAAAAAAAAAAACAUAUAUUAAGGGUGCACUUUUCAUACUUUUAACGACUAUUAGAACAUCUAAUUCUGAUAACACCAGGAAAUGUGAGUAGAACUAUUUGAUAUGAGAAGUGAAAGCAGUGCAUGUCAGCGAAUUCACUCAAAACACAGACAACAUGCAUUGGACUAAUGAGGAAA